AUGGCUGCAGCAGCACCGCUCGUUGUCCCCGCCCUGACAAGGCACACUGCUACCGUUAUCAUGGCCCAUGGAUUGGGUGAUAGGUUCGUCCUCCAAUUCUUGCAGCCCUCUAAGGGUUUGGUGACUUGUCUUCAGAAGUUAGAGGACAACUUCGGAAUGUCGAUGCCAGGCUGGUAUGAUAUCGUGAAAUUGGGAGCGAACGUUCCUAUUGAGGAAUUUGCCAGACUCCAGGAUGAGCGCGGAAUCCUGAAAUCACGCGAUUAUUUCAACACCCUGAUCAAAGAAGAAAUCGAUAAAGGCAUAAGCCCUUCGCGUAUCAUUCUGGGAGGCUUCUCUCAAGGUGGCGCCAUGUCGCUUUUCACCGGUAUUACGCAGAGGGAGAAGCUAGGUGGCAUCUUUGGUCUCUCCUGUUAUUUACCAUUAAGUGAGAAGCUAUCAACGUUCAUGCCGGAUGGAUUUCCGAACAGACAGACUCCCGUUUUCAUGGCUCAUGGCGAUUCCGAUCCUACGGUGUUAUAUGAAUGGGGUCAGAGGUCGGCAGAUCAUAUAAAGGGACUGGGAAUGACGGUAGAGUUUAAUAAAUAUCCUGGUUUAGGUCAUUCAGCGGACCCGAUGGAGAUUCUAGACUUACAGAAAUUCUUAGAGAGGAUAAUUCCAGCGGAGGGAGAUAAGCAAGACGCUUCCAAAUCGUGA
Histoplasma capsulatum G186AR is the source of this 693-nucleotide messenger RNA. Its product is annotated as acyl-protein thioesterase. Gene Ontology annotation, molecular function: carboxylic ester hydrolase activity; palmitoyl-(protein) hydrolase activity. The coding region runs from base 1 to 693 and encodes 230 amino acids. The record is from RefSeq and is a predicted model, not a curated record. Gene Ontology annotation, cellular component: cytoplasm. Gene Ontology annotation, biological process: protein depalmitoylation. NCBI's taxonomy places the organism in Eukaryota, Fungi, Ascomycota, Eurotiomycetes, Onygenales, Ajellomycetaceae. The transcript is spliced from 4 exons.